AUGGACCAGAAACGUCAGAUUCUACGUACCUGCAAGAUUGCGACGGAAAGGCUGGAGCAACUCAAAGCAGAAGUUGCUAAAGAACUCUAUCCUGGUCGUGAUGUAUCUGAAGAUAUUAGUGCCCAAGAGGCUACCGUAGAUGCUUCAUCAGAAAUUAUUCCGGAUUCACUUACUGAACUAAGCACCGCACCUUACGAAGAACGAAGGGAACAAAUGGUAGAGAACGAAACUUUACGAAUCCUUAGAGAAGAAUUUGAAAAAGCCUUAAUUGAGUUCUUGGAUACUAACCCCUUAUUAAGACCUACCAUUGGGCGCCAAAAUAAUUCAAAAAAUUGGCAGUCGUGGUCAUUUUGA
Molecule: messenger RNA, 354 nt
Organism: Parnassius apollo (apollo)
Lineage: Eukaryota; Metazoa; Arthropoda; Insecta; Lepidoptera; Papilionidae
Source: the annotation of a GenBank genome assembly